This is a messenger RNA of Sphaerulina musiva SO2202, 1296 nucleotides long. RefSeq lists its product as uncharacterized. Bases 216 to 1094 code for a protein of 292 amino acids. Lineage: Eukaryota; Fungi; Ascomycota; Dothideomycetes; Mycosphaerellales; Mycosphaerellaceae. The record is from RefSeq and is a predicted model, not a curated record. The transcript has a single exon.
CGACUUGUACGCCACUGCUCACAAGAUGAUCCUGUGACCGUACCGACACUCUCUAUACCUACCUCCCUGAUCAACCACCUCGCCCGAAGCAGUCGCCCUGUCCACCUCCAAAUGGCAACACCCGCAAUCCGUCGCCGAAGCGGAAGCUGCUAGCUGACUCACCCAUACGUGUUGUACCUGAUCUCGCACCACCACACCGCAUAGACACAGCACGCAUGUCUGGUGACAGCCCUCUCGCGCAUCCUGACAGCCCCAGGUCAGGCGUCGCGAACCGUCUCCAACAUCUAGCAAUUCGGCAGCCUCAAUCACCACCACAACCGCCAUCAUCAUCAUCAGAAGCAGCUUACGAAGUGCCAAGCAGCUCUCAAUCUCCGCGCAAAAAGUUAAAGCGAAACCCUCACAUUCGAGAUUUGCGCGGUGAUGUGCAGUCUCGAGAAUUGCUCAAGACUCCUCCGCCUCAAUCACUGGAGAUUCCGGAUAGUGUGAGCGAUAAUUCUACGCUUCUACUGGAAGUGCAGGAGACUCCGGACGUGUAUGCAAGAUUGCCUUCAACACCGCACACUCGUGGAGAUGGAGCAGAUAGUUGGAGUCAAGCGGUUGAUGUAGUCAUGGCUGAGCCAGAACAUCAUCAGUCGAGUACGAGGAAUCCGAAAAGGAUGAUGUCUCCGCCUCCUCCUUCACCGCCGGUGGGAGAGAAAUCAUCCCGGUCUGCCGAUGCUGUGGAUCCGUUCAUGCCGUCGUCUACACGGCCUACGGUUGACGGGGACACCAUAUUCGAUCUCUCUUCCUUGACUUGGCGCGACGAAGAGAUCACGGGCCAUCUCCUCAACUCGCCGGAUGACGAUGGCGAAGGCAUCAAUGGAAUCGGCUUUCGUCCCACAGCUGCAAUGGCGCAUGCUCGGAGUCAGAGACGGCGACAGCAAGUGGAAAGUUGGAGGGCUCGAGAAGCUCGAGAAGCUCGACAGCGAAGGCUCGAUCGCAGACGUAAGUCCAGUCGCAGUCGAGGAGCGAGUGGUGGGACUCUGGAUGGCGCGAGUGAUGAUGUCGCGGGUCAAGAUGGAAAUGGCAGGAGAACCGUGAGAUUCGCUGCAUGAAUGUGGCGAAGUUGACGACAUCCAUGUGAAUGGAAAGGGGGAAUGGGAGUGAUGAUUCUACUUGGAUGAAUGAGAAUUGGAAUUAUCAUGCGAGUCUUGGGGCAGAGACGACCAUCAGGCGGUACAGCAGGCCGGGCUGGUUCGAGACUACAUGUACAUACAUGUACCUUAUGAGAGAUGAUGAUGAUGAUGACGAUGACGG